AUGCCUGACAUGAGUGUGCUAAGCUCUUAUCACCCAGACUCAAUGACGUCAUCGGAGCUAUACGAUGACGUCAUUACCAACCGGACCUCUGUAGACGCGUAUGACAGUCACGUGGGUCCCGUGGAGUCGCUGGUCGAGGCUCUGACCUUGGGCACCAUAAGCCUGGUCUCCGUGGUGGGUAACGCCGCCCUGUGGCUGGUCAUCCUGGACAACAAGGGUCUGAGGAUCGAGUCCAACCUGCUCCUCCUGUGUCUGUCACUCGCUGACCUGCUCGUGUCAACUGUCAGCAUGCCGGUCACGGUGGUCACUAUUACGUCAUCAAGAUGGAUAUUCUCAGAAUUGACCUGCGUUGCUAUGGGAUACCUGAACAUGAUUACCUUCACGGCCUCCGUCCAGUCCCUGGCCGUCAUCAGCUGGAACCGUUACGUGAAGAUUUGCCAGCCACACAGGUACAACCAGGUCUUCACGUACCUGAAAACUGGAUGUGUGUGUCUAGGCGUGUGGUUGGUCUCCGGCCUGCUGUCCUUACCUCCCUUACUAGGCUGGGCCGCUUACAGCUACCUGCCCACCGCCUCUCUGUGCUUCUGCAACUGGGCGCUCUCCUUCACCUACGCCCUGUUCAUGAUCUUCGCCUGCUUCUGCGUCCCCUGUAUCAUCAUGACUUUCUGCAACGUCAACAUCCUCAGGGCCUUUCUCCACAGCCGUCGAGCUAUCCAGGCUCACAAGGAUAAGGACAAAGACCGUGUCUACAAUCACUCAGAGGAUAAAAACACUGAUCAGUACACAAAGGCUACACUACUGUCAGUCAAGCCAAGUCUAGAAGGAUCAGACAUCAAGAGUGAUGCUGAUCUUCAAAAUAACUCGCUGGAAAUUUUUACAAAGAACAAUUCAAACCGGAAGAAUGCAGAAUACGUUGAUCCUCGUAGUGAAAAGGAAGAUAACCCAGUAUUUGACAUUGAGUUAUCGGACAUGGGCAAAAGUAAGUUUCAUACCAGUUUUAAUUUUUUGUUGAAGAGGUUUAGAUAUUUUAAGAGCAAGAAGGUAGAAACAGAUUCAUUGAGAAUAAAAUCACCGAAUUAUCAGUGCAAUAUAGAAUACGAUGAAAAUGUAGUAGGAAAUGGAAUUACUACAGAUAAAACUGAGUUUCCAGUCGACAAUGCUCACUCAUAUAUUGUAGAAGCUACAAAAAACAAAUAUGGUUCUAGAAUGGUUGGUUAUGGUACUAAUAAAAACGAAAUUCUUAGAAAAUUUGACACGAAUAACUCUUGCACAUUGCAUAGUCCACAACAAUUAGAGACGUGCUUGACAUCCUGUCUUGGUGUUGUGGUCUGCGGAGAGUCAGCUCAAAGAAAAAUCGGAACCCACAAAACAAAUAACGAGAAUUCAGUAUUAGAAACUCGAUUCUUCGAAUCGGCAAAAAAUGACAAGUUGUCUUUUGUAAACACCAAUGUCGGUCAUACGAGCCAGCUAAACGCCAAGGAAAGUUUAAACACCCACAUCACUUCCGGUAAACUUUCGUCAUCUGCGGAUAUCAUAAGCUACACUCAAUCUUCUCCCCCACCCCGGAAGCUGGUAAAAAUCCAACCUCAGACGCUGAAGGUUAACAUAGAACGACGCAGAAGAGAAGAGUUUCAAGUUGCCGCGAGUCUCGUCGUCGUCAUCAUCCUCUUCAUCGUCUGCUGGUUCCCGUACUGCAUCUCCAUGUUCGUAUCCGUCUUCACGCCGUCACGGUCAUCACGUGGUCUAGACGUGACGUCAUUGUUCCUGGGCUACUUCAACAGCUGCGUCAACCCGAUCGUGUACGGGCUGAUGAACAAGAAGUUCCAGACUGCGUACAUAAAACUGUUUACUGCCUGUGUUCGGCCUGUGUGUAAAAGGAAUCGACUAGAUCUGGGAAAGAACUAUUUGACCCGCUCUAACCAAACUGUGACUACCAUCAGCACGUCUACCUGCACGUUAGAUACGACAUAA
This is a messenger RNA of Physella acuta, 1971 nucleotides long. RefSeq names its product tyramine receptor 1-like. Gene Ontology annotation, molecular function: G protein-coupled receptor activity. The record is from RefSeq and is a predicted model, not a curated record. Gene Ontology annotation, biological process: G protein-coupled receptor signaling pathway. Gene Ontology annotation, cellular component: membrane. NCBI's taxonomy places the organism in Eukaryota, Metazoa, Mollusca, Gastropoda, Physidae.